UAUGCAAGUUGCAAGUCUAAAUCUUAAGUUUAACAACAGUUUGCAGGGAAUGCAUAGACAAGAAGUUAAUAGAUGAGAAAUUAAAGCAUUGUCCAAUAUGCAAUAGAGACUUGGGUUGUUCUCCACUUGAUAAAUUAAGGUCAGAUCCUUGUCUGCAAGAUUUGAGGGAUAAAAUUUUCCCAUUUGAAGAACAAAAUGCUUCAGUCAAAUUGAACAUCUACAGAAAGAAGAAUUCUCUAUCUUCGUUAAAAAAGAAUGCAAAAAUAGACAAAGCAGCUUCAAAACCUGAUAAAGCGGAAGAUGAAAACCGUGGUGAAGUAGAAGUUCUGGAAGAAGCUUCUAGUUCUACAAUAGGAUCCGCGAGAAGAGCCAAAGCUGCAGCUAGAUUAAAAUUUACUUGCUCUGCACCACCUGCUGCUUGUCAACUUGACAAAGUAGCAGGAGAAGAUAAGAAAGAUGGUGGUCAUCCCCGGGGUGGUGAAACUUCCAACGGAAGUCUCAAAAUCAAAAUUCCGAAUUCUUCCAAAGCAAAUUCAAGUCAACAAUCAGAUACCAACAAGAGGGACAAUUCUGAGUUUAGGAAUGAAACGGCUGAUAUGUUAGAGCCAUUAAAUUCCCUGGUGGAACCUGGAAGCAAAAAGUCUCGUAAAAAGUCCACCAUGCGCUCCAAUGACAAUGCCGCUGAUCAAAAUGAAUCAACUCCUUCAAACUCAGAUUCAGUCCAACACCAAAGGCCUCUGAGCAAUCAAGAGAAAACACUCAGAAUCUCUGAGGACUUAAAUUUUCCUGCACAACCUGAGAUUGGUUCCAACAUUGAAGGCAACAAAGAAUUUGGUCCAAUCUGGUUCUGCUUGGUUGCUGCAGAAGAGAAGAAAGCAAGUGCACGACUGCCACAGCUAUAUUCCAGCUACCUAAGGGUCAAGGAUGGUAGUGUAACUGUUUCCUAUAUUAAAAAGUAUCUGGUGAAGAAGCUUGGUCUUGUUAGUGAAGAUGAGGUGGAGAUCACAUUACAAGGUCGAGCACUUUUGUCUUCAUUGCAACUGAGAAACCUAGUAGACAUGUGGUUGCAAACAGUGCCAAAGAAUAAGAUUCAGACAUCUGUUGGAAGCUCAGCCAAGGAUUUUAUUAUGGUCCUUUCAUAUGGUCGAAAGACUUGACACCUCAUAAACUACCCUGCUAUGGUUCCUUGAAGGAUUUUUAUUAUUUUUCUGUCUAUUUGAAGCCCCAAACUUUCUUGAUUGAGUUGUAUU
This is a messenger RNA of Glycine soja, 1250 nucleotides long. Its product is annotated as E3 ubiquitin protein ligase DRIP2-like. The record is from RefSeq and is a predicted model, not a curated record. NCBI's taxonomy places the organism in Eukaryota, Viridiplantae, Streptophyta, Magnoliopsida, Fabales, Fabaceae. Bases 597 to 1157 code for a protein of 186 amino acids. The transcript has 6 exons. Gene Ontology annotation, molecular function: ubiquitin-protein transferase activity.